Molecule: messenger RNA, 2763 nt
Organism: Solenopsis invicta (red fire ant)
Lineage: Eukaryota; Metazoa; Arthropoda; Insecta; Hymenoptera; Formicidae
Gene: Dbp21E2
Product: probable ATP-dependent RNA helicase DDX28
Exons: 8
Coding region: 500-2125 (541 amino acids)
Biological process (GO): mitochondrial large ribosomal subunit assembly
Cellular component (GO): mitochondrion
Molecular function (GO): RNA helicase activity; ATP binding; nucleic acid binding
Source: RefSeq, a predicted model, not a curated record
AGAGAUGGCGUAUGGCGUCUCGAAAAAUCGUAUCAAGUCGUAUCAGCUAAAUCGUGGACAUGGCCGUGAUGGCUAUUCUCAUCAUUCUCAUGCAAUCAAACUUGUGUCAUUCUAUUUUUUAUACUUUGUUGAUUGUUUCACUUUUUUUAGUCUUUAUCUGUUCAUAGUCUUCAUACAGUUUCAAUACAAUCAAAUGCUCCUCGCGAAUGAGAUAAGAGAACACCUUUAAAACUUGAAACUGACGUACUGCAUUAUCAUCUCGAUAACCUCGAAAUUGACUAAAACAAUUGCAUUAAAGGAAAAGUAAAUAUUUAACACGCGAUCUUUCAAACAGUUAUUUUUUCUGCGUUUUAUGAAUGAAUCGUCUGUUUAUCACAUCAUUUAUGAUAUGACUCUAUCAAUAAAUAUUGUUGUUGGUCACCGGCUCUCAAGAGCGAUCUAGUGCACCACGUGCUUUCGAUAAUUGUGUAUACAUACAGUACAAUUGAAUUGUCAAAAAAUGUUUCCCAGAUUUUGUAAUUUGUGUCACAGAACUGCAUAUGUGCAGUUUGCACAGCUACAAAGAUGCUAUAGAAAAGUUUCCAGAAAAAGAGGUUUGUCAAGGCCCGUUAAGGCACCAAUAGAGAAAAUAGAAGAACGAACGCCGAUAAUCUCUAGCAAACGAAAAGAGUUAAAUUUUUAUGAGGGGCAGACGUAUUCCAAGUAUGAACCAAUACCGUUGGUUAGCAAAGGAUGGCAUCACUAUAAGUCUAAAGGGGAUCAUUUCUUUGUAUAUCCUCUCACAAAUGUUACAAAAGAAUCGUAUGACGAAUCACUUAAAAAAGAAAAUGAGGAGGAAGAAGCAUACAAUUCUUUUGUGCAUUUUGGUUUAAAUCCACAAUUAGUAGACAUCUUAAAAAGAUAUAAUAUAACAAAACCCUUAAAGAUACAAAAAAUUGGGAUACCCAAGAUAAUAAAUGGCUCUAAUACAGUCAUCGCUGCAGAAACUGGUUGUGGAAAAACAUUAACUUAUCUUCUACCUAUGAUAGACGAAGUUUUACGAUGGAAAGAAGUAGCAGGAGUUCGAUACAAUGCUCCAUUGGGGUUGAUUGUGACACCUUCUCGAGAAUUAGCAUUUCAAAUAGGGCUGGAAGCAAAAAAGAUAUGCCAGUAUCUUGGUAUUCGUACAAAAACUAUCACUGGUGGAAAAACGAAAAAGAUGAUGUUAGAUCCACCUAUGGAAGAGGUCGACAUCGUUGUAGCUAGUUUCGGAGUCAUCAGUAAAUUAAGUACAACCAGGAUUUAUAAAUUGAAUAUGGUCAGACAUCUUGUAUUGGACGAAGCAGAUGCUUUGUUUCAUGAAACUUUUGAGGAAAAGUUGCAAGUAUUCUUGAGAAGGGUGCCACUCGGCUUUGUGCAAGAUCCGAAUGAUACCAAACUACCGAUGGGUGCCCAAUUCACACUAGCGUCUGCAACAAUGCCUUCGAGAAUGUCAGAAGUUCUAGAGGAUGUUAUAAAUGUAGAUUCAUUGGAACACGUAGUUUCGGAUAAAUUGCAUCACAUUCUUGUACCGCAAAAAUUUAUAAGGGUGGGACCAAGCGACAAACCGACCGAACUCUUAAAGUAUAUCAAACCGAAAGUGGCCAAUAAAGAACAAGUAAUUAUUUUCAACAACAGCAACAACACUUGCAAUUGGGUCAAUAUGUUCCUGAACAAUUGCAACAUACAAACGGUUGUCUUAAACGGUGACAUGCAGUUGUACGAGAGACAAAAUAAGUACGCCAGUUUCAAAAACGGUAAGUGCCGAGUAUUGUGCACUACAAAUGCUGGAUCCAGGGGUUUAGACACUGUAACGGUACGUUACGUGUUGAAUUUCGAAUUUCCAACCUCAACUGCCGACUAUAUUCACAGAUGUGGCAGAACCGGAAGAGUCGGUAGCGUUAAGGACUGCAGAGUAGACAGUUUUAUAAGCACUCCGAGUGAAAUUGCUGUAGUGCAAAAGAUAGAGAGAGCAAUACGGAAGAUGAAACCGAUACCGAUAUUCGAUAUUCUUAAGCCGAAAGAAGAUGAUAGCAACUAUCAACCAUUUGUAUCGCAACCUAAAAUAGAGCAAGAAAUACAGCAAGAGUUUAGCAUACCGUACUGAAUCGUAUUACGCAAUUGGUUCCAGGGAGGAAACCACGACCCACACAUAUACGUAUGUGGCACGAUCGUCCAUCCGUUCGACUGAUGUCCCCCCCAUCGUGUCCGGUAGUGGCACUCCCACAUGGUGGACGCCCACGCGUGUAGCAAAUAGCAAUGGUCUCCCUUAAACCAUGGUAUAGACCAUGCGUCUAGGCCGUUGUCGUUUGCUGACAGUUUAUUAUUCGCGCUAGGUUUUAGCGAGAUUAAACGCGCCCGGCACGUGCUGACGGUUCGUGCCAGCGCCACGUGGUGAUGAUGGGUGCGCCGGAUCGUGUCACCGCAACGCACGGAAGGAUCCUCGAUGUCCCGCGAGACCGGGUAACGAUGUCCCGAGGCGAUGAAACGAAGGCCAAGGGAUUACCACGUGUAUCGAAUGUUCAGUUCUUCACGAAACGUGUAAACAGAAUAAGCGCGAACCAUCAUUUCCUGUAGCAAAUAAAUUCAGGAUCAACGUCAGAGAACCAGGAGCUUUUAUACGGUGAUAAUUUCGAUGGUCUCGUUGUCUUUUAUUGCGUUAUGCUUUUUAUUUUCUUUCCCCCAAAUAACACAAAAGUCCACAAUCGUGUCAAGAGACGUCGUAAUCUUUCGUGCUUGAUUUUU